This is a messenger RNA of Musa acuminata subsp. malaccensis (wild Malaysian banana), 1731 nucleotides long. Its product is annotated as peptide-N4-(N-acetyl-beta-glucosaminyl)asparagine amidase A-like. The record is from RefSeq and is a predicted model, not a curated record. NCBI's taxonomy places the organism in Eukaryota, Viridiplantae, Streptophyta, Magnoliopsida, Zingiberales, Musaceae. Gene Ontology annotation, cellular component: vacuole.
AUGCAUCUCCAACCGCUCCUCCUCUUCCUCCAAGUCUUCACCCUUGUGCUUCCUUCUGUGGUGCCCGAUGCUCCUGCGAGCAGCGCCGGCCUCGAGCUCCUCGACCCGACUCUUCCGUCGGAGCUUCCCGCCCAGACUCCCAAAUGCACCGUGGCCGUCCUCGACCACGCCUUCGCCGUCGGCGUCGCCUCCCUUCCCAUGGUGUCCAUCAACUACACGCAGCCCCCGGACUGCUCCGCCCCCUGGACCCGCGUCGUGCUCGAGGUGGCCAUGGCGGCCUCCGGCCCCGCCCGGAAGCACCGCGUGGCAGCCGUCUGGCUCGACGGCGUGGAGAUCCUCCGCACCAGCACCCCGCCCCUCCUCACCGCCGCCGACGCGUUCUGGAGGGUGCAGAAGGACGUCACCCGCUAUGCCGCCAUCCUCAACCGGCUCGCCGGCGGCGGCACCGUCUCCAUGAUCGUCGACAAUUCCGCCGUCGAUCUCGCCGCUGUGCUCGCCGCCAACGUCUCCUUCCACUUCUACCGCGGAGAGCUCUCCGCGAGCUCGAAGCACACCGGUCAUCCCAGCGUCUGGGGGCUCUACCGUGAGCCGGCCGACCUUGUCAUCCCCAUCUCGCGAGAGCGUGGGUCUUACGGCAGCGGCUUCUGGUUCCAGAUCAGCGGUAACCCGCAGGCGGUGGCCGCGCCAGUCACCGUCCCCAGGAACACAUACAGGGCUGUGCUGGAGAUCUUCGUGUCCUACCACGCCGACGACGAGUCCUGGUACAUGAAUCCCCUCCGCUUCACGUACAAUGCCGGGGACGUGGCCGCCUCCACGGCCAACGGCGGCUUCCGGCAGCUGUACGCGACGGUCGACGGCCGGUUCGUGGGGGGACAUGUACCGUACGCUGUCAUUUACUCCAGCUCGAUCAACCCUUACUUUUGGUCACCGGUGACAGCCAUCGGCACCUUCGACAUCCCCUCCCACGACAUCGACCUGACUCCAUUCCUCGAGCUGCUGCUCGACGGGCGGCCGCACGAGCUCGCGAUCGGGGUGAAGGACGCGCAGAAGUACUGGCUGCUGUCGGCGAACCUCCACCUCUGGGUGGACCGGUGGUCCGACGCCGUGCAGGCCGGGAUAGUGGAGUACACCACGCCGACCCUGAAGGUGAACCGCAACGCCCAGUGGCACAAUCAGGACGGGCACUCGGAGGUGGACGCCGAGGGGCAGCUCCGGUUCGUGGGAUGGGUGAGCACCUCCAAGGGCAACAUGACCACCACCGUGAGGCAGAAGUUGCGGUUCAAGAGCCAGGUCUCGGUGCACAACCGCGGGGCGGUGCGGCAGGCGGACGUGGUAAACAGGGAGAAGACGACGGUGACGACGAAGAGCGGGCAGCGGACGGUGGGAAAGGUGCAGCUGCUGAUGGAAGCGCCGCUGCAGGUGCAGACGUCGGUGGUGAGGGUGGCGGGCGGGCCGACGUUCGAGAACACCCGGUUGUCGCACCAGCUGCAGGAAACGGCGUACGUGAAAGAGCUCUCGGAGGUGAGCAUGAGCACGCUGUCGGAUCGGCAGGAGGCGGAGGGGUCGGCCAUGGUGCACGAGGAGGAGGCGCAAUGGGGAAUUGCGAGCACCAGGUCGUACUACAAGUACACCGACGAGAACUCUUGCUACCUGCGAACAGUGAACGCCCAGGAGGGCGCGAUCAAGGUCGACAUGGCGAGCCGCUCGUGCUCCGCUAUCUCCGAUGCUUAG